AGAUAGUCGCAGAAGAACAAGACGCCGAGGUAAUGAAGGAACAGCCAGCAUCCCACAACUUGAAACGUGAAGAAAUGUGCGGGAAGGAUAGUCCCCUGAACGAGGAAAGUCAUGAUGAACCUGGCAUUGAACUAUACUCUGACGCGAAUGGAGUGGAAAUGGGGUAUCGUGAUGAUGAUGGGAGCAUACUCGCGAAACAAGAUGUCCAUCCAUCGGAGAGGAACGGAGUAGUGAUGGUACCGACCGGUGACAUCACGAUUGUAAGUUGUGAUGACCCGGGAGGACAUAGCAAAAAGGAAAACGGAGAAUUAGUAAUUAAUGGCACGAGGUAUUGGAACAUAGACGGACUUACCAUGAAAAGACCUAAAGUGAAUAGGGUGGGGUUGAGGUAUCGUGAUGAAGGAUGGAUCACGAUUUAUGAGCGGGAUGUCUACCCCCCUGAGGGUAAAAUGGAGUAUGAAGCGGAAGGAGGGACGAUGUUCAUAAGUACAUGGAAACCAUGGGACCCCGAGGACAACAGAAAUGAUGAUGUUAUGGAAGAGGAAUUCACAAACGAUGACGAAUUAGCGGAUCAAGAUCAUUGGUGGGAACGAUAUUAUGGGAAAAAGGAUACAACCAUUGGCGUGCCUAUUAAUCACCAAGAUGAUGAGGACGAAGUAGUGUUGGUAUCAACCAGUGUCGUCACGAUCGUAAGUUGUGAUGACCCGGGAGGACUUAAAAAAAAAGUGAACCGAGAGUUAACAAUUGGUGAUGGGAAGUAUGGUGACGUACACGGACUUACCGAUGGGAGACCUGAUGUGAGUGGAGGUGGAUUGGGAUGUCACGAGGAUGGAGGGACGAUAACCGAUGACUCCCCUGAUGAGGGUAAAAUGGAGGAUGAAACGAAGGGAGGGAUGGUGGUGAUGAAUGCGAGGAAAUUAUGGGCACCCGGGUAUGAAAAAUGGUGGCAACGGACGAACACGCUCAAGGAGUUAAUGAUAGCAUACGUAGACGUUAUUGCAAAACUAAUACACUGCACAAUGAUGAUCAUUAUCAUGACGGUUCUGAUAACCAAUGGAGUUGUCUCGAAAUCUGAGUGUGCAGGAAUAAUGCGACGUAUUGGUAACAUUAGCAGGAAGGCCGGUUGGUGCACAGAAGGAUGGAGGGAAAGAGACAAGCGUGAAAAAGGGAUGAUGGU
This is a messenger RNA of Acaulospora morrowiae, 1177 nucleotides long. The record is from the annotation of a GenBank genome assembly. NCBI's taxonomy places the organism in Eukaryota, Fungi, Glomeromycota, Glomeromycetes, Diversisporales, Acaulosporaceae.